AUGGUCUCACCCAAAUACGAACGCUUCACACUUGCCCUCGACGAUGAUGCAAUCGAUUUCUUCCCCAAUGACGAUGACAACCCUUCUUCUGGUAGUAGUGAUGGAUUCGAGGAGAUAGUCUCAGCUACUAUACUGCAAUUUGCAAGAGUCGAAAGUGCCAUAGGUACUAUCUCGGAAAUGUGGACGGGCUGUUACAAGUAUAUAGCUUCAAGUUUCAAAUCACAGAACGUCAAAGCAACAAAUCACAUUACAUCUUGA
Messenger RNA from Kwoniella botswanensis, 258 nucleotides. RefSeq lists its product as uncharacterized. Bases 1 to 258 code for a protein of 85 amino acids. The transcript is spliced from 3 exons. Lineage: Eukaryota; Fungi; Basidiomycota; Tremellomycetes; Tremellales; Cryptococcaceae. The record is from RefSeq and is a predicted model, not a curated record.